AUGAAGGCUACAGUUCUCGGUGCUGCUGGCGGAAUCGGCCAAAGCCUUUCUCUUUUACUCAAAAUCAAUUGCCAUUUGAUUAGUGAACUUUCCCUUUAUGAUGUCGUCAAUUCUCAUGGGGUUGGGGCCGAUUUGUCCCAUAUUUCCACAAACACCCUGAUCUCCUCUUACUUACCGGAAAACGACGGUUUGCAAAAGGCUCUUUGCGGCGCAGAUUUUGUGAUUAUUCCUGCUGGUAUUCCAAGGAAACCAGGAAUGACUAGAGAUGACUUAUUUUCUUUCAAUGCCAAAAUCAUUGCUCUGUUAGCCGAAGGGGUUGCAAGAUAUUGUCCUGGCGCCUUUGUACUAGUCAUCUCCAAUCCAGUGAACUCAACUGUGCCGGUAUUUGCGGAAACUCUUAAAAAGUUCGGGGUCUUUAAUGCUAGAAAACUAUUUGGAGUCACUACUCUUGAUAUCGUUAGAGCCAAAACCUUCAUUGCUGAUCUUACAAACAAAAAACCUCAAAGUUUUAGAGUGCCAGUUAUUGGCGGUCAUUCUGGUGCCACUAUUGUCCCGUUAUUCUCAGUUGGUGCUCCAGAAGCUUACUCAAGCUUGAGCUAUGAGACCAAAUCUGCUUUAAUACAUAGGGUUCAAUAUGGUGGUGAUGAAGUUGUUGAAGCCAAAGAUGGAAAAGGAUCAGCCACUCUAUCGAUGGCUUAUGCUGCGUAUGCGUUGGUUAACCAGAUUCUAACCGCCGUAACUAGUGGUUUGGAUAACGAAGUUGUGUCCUACAUUUAUUUAGAUGACAGCAUCAAAGGCGCUAGCGAAUUAAAAUCAAAGAUCAAUGGACUAGAUUAUUUUGCUAUUCCAGUGAAAUUGGGUAAAGAGGGAAUUGAAAUCAUUGAUUCCCAAAUUUUGGAUAGAAUUGAUCAGGCUGAAGGAGACAUGUUGGAAGAAGCUAUAGAAAAAUUACAGGGCGAUAUCUCUAAAGGUGUUAGUUUCAUUAGAGGCCAGUAA
Saccharomycopsis crataegensis is the source of this 996-nucleotide messenger RNA. RefSeq names its product malate dehydrogenase. Gene Ontology annotation, molecular function: L-malate dehydrogenase (NAD+) activity. The record is from RefSeq and is a predicted model, not a curated record. Gene Ontology annotation, cellular component: cytoplasm; cytosol. Gene Ontology annotation, biological process: malate metabolic process; tricarboxylic acid cycle. The coding region runs from base 1 to 996 and encodes 331 amino acids. The transcript has a single exon. Lineage: Eukaryota; Fungi; Ascomycota; Saccharomycetes; Ascoideales; Saccharomycopsidaceae.